Molecule: messenger RNA, 952 nt
Organism: Neomonachus schauinslandi (Hawaiian monk seal)
Lineage: Eukaryota; Metazoa; Chordata; Mammalia; Carnivora; Phocidae
Gene: LYRM2
Product: LYR motif containing 2
Exons: 3
Coding region: 19-285 (88 amino acids)
Cellular component (GO): mitochondrion
Source: RefSeq, a predicted model, not a curated record
CGAGGCUACCUGAAGGAAAUGGCCACUUCCCGCUUACCACCGGCGACGCUAACGCUAAAGCAGUUCAUGAGAAGGCAACAAGUUCUCCUUCUCUACAGAAGGAUUUUGCAAGCAAUUCGGGAAGUGCCACAUGAUUCUGAUCGAAAAUACCUGAAGGACUGGGCAAGGGAAGAAUUCAAAAGAAACAAAAGCGCCACCCAAGAGGAUACAAUCCGGAUGAUGAUUACUCAAGGCAAUAUGCAGCUCAAAGAGUUAGAAAAAACCCUUGCUUUGGCAAAAUCUUAACGAUAGCAUUAUUCUGAAAGACUUUCAAAGUUUCCAUGUGUAUUAAUUAGACUCGAUGGGCAGCCUAAAAGCAAGUCAAACUGUACAGUACUUGGGAAAAUGUCAGAACAUGGAGCAUGGCAUGUGAGAGCAAACAAAAGCACAUCAGAACAAUUGCCUUAACACUGAAAAACAUACCCUGCAUUUUGAAAAUGUUUUUGGAUGUGUCAGCAGUUCAAGCAGCAAAAACCAGUACAAGUGGUCAGCACUUGAGAUGCUCAACACCAUUAACCCUCUGGGAAAUGCAAAUUAAAACCACACUGAAACAGUACCACAUCCAGUGGAAUAACUAUAAUUAAAAACAGUUAAGCAAAUGUUGGUAAAGAUACAGGGAAACUGGACCCCUCAUACAUGCUGUGGGAAUAUCAAAUGGCACAGCCACUUGGAACACAGACUGUCAGUUGCUUAAAAGAUUAAGUUACCAAACAGUUCAGCAGUUUCCUCCUAGGUUUAUAACCAAGAGAACUGAAAAUCUUUCUACAAGAAAACUUGUACAGGAAUAUUCAUAGCAGCAUUAUUCAUAAUAGCCAAGAAGCAGAAGCAAUCCAAAUGCCCACCAUCUGAUAAAUGAUUAAAUAAGAUGUCUGUAGAAUAUUAUCUAGCAAUAAAAAGGAAUGAAGUACUGAUA